Molecule: messenger RNA, 4355 nt
Organism: Nycticebus coucang (slow loris)
Lineage: Eukaryota; Metazoa; Chordata; Mammalia; Primates; Lorisidae
Product: transmembrane gamma-carboxyglutamic acid protein 1-like
Exons: 2
Coding region: 1-570 (189 amino acids)
Source: RefSeq, a predicted model, not a curated record
AUGGAUUUGCCUUCUGUUGUGUACACUAUCUCAUUUAUUGUUCAGACAGAGUAUACCGUAGGUUUGUAUUCUCCCGUUUUACAGAAGGAGUUUUGGAGUACCUACACAAAAGCUCAACAAGGAGAGACUAACAGAGGAAGUGAUUGGUUUCAAUUUUACCUUACCUUUCCGUUAAUCUUUGGCCUCUUCAUUAUCCUCCUUGUCAUUUUUCUAAUCUGGAGGUGCUUCCUAAGAAACAAAACUCGCAGACAGACAGUGACUGAAGGCCACAUUCCUUUUCCCCAGCACCUGAAUAUUAUCACUCCACCUCCUCCACCAGAUGAAGUGUUUGACAGCAGUGGAUUGUCUCCAGGCUUUCUGGAAUAUGUCGUUGGGCGCUCAGAUUCUGUCUCCACUCGCCUGUCUAACUGCGAUCCCCCACCAACCUAUGAGGAAGCCACUGGCCAGGUGAACCUGCAGAGGAGUGAAACAGAACCUCAUUCAGACCCACCCCCGGAAUAUGAGGACAUAGUCAACUCCAACUCGGCCAGUGCCAUUGCUAUGGUGCCUGUGGUCACCACCGUCAAAUGAAGCCGCAGACUUCUUUUUUACUCUAAUCAUUUUUAAAAUACUAAUGAAAGAACUUUCUAGCACUUUACCACUACAUAAAUGUGCAUUGACUUGUUUUAUUGGACUCUUACAGCAUACCACUUCACACUUUCUGGUUUGAUUUUCUGUAGUUUGGUUUCUUAUUAUAAAAUCAUUAUCCGUGCUCAGUUUUGCUUGAGAGAAUAUGUAAAGAGGGAGAAAUAUACUAGUGGGGAUCUUAGUGUGACGUGAUGAGGUGGACAUGUGUCUAUGGAUAUGUGUGGCUAUGCAUAUAUACAUGCGCACGAAUCGACAUAGUGCAUGUGCAACUCUCUUAAAGAUCCAUUAAUUUCUAUUUAAAUCACCCAGAAAGAGAGCACUACUUACCAGAAUUGUAAAAAAAAAAAAAGGGCACCGACGGACAAUUCGUGUACUAGCCAGCAACAUGCUAUAGAAUAUUGCGAACAGGAUGUCCUCAGCAUGUUUUCUAAUUCUGACUGGCUUCUGUUAACCUCCUAUUUCUUCAUCUAACUUAAAAGGGAACAAAAAUGCAUGUAGUCAUUCUUGAUUUUAGAAACAUCUCAGAAAGAAAGAAGCAAAGAGCAAGUGUGUGAGCACACAGUAAGUAAUAACUUGCUUACAUUGUACAGCCAGAAAGGCAUCGGUCAUGAAUGGCAUUUGCCUUGUUUUGUGCUAGGGAUUUUUUUCCUUUUCUGGUUGACCAUCCCCUCACUUUCAAACUUAAACAGUGUGUUCUUAGCAUUUGGAAUGUCGUCGGCUGUAUGUAUUAACAUCAGGAUGGGGAGGAUUGUCUGGCAAUGGAAUAAUUUUAAAGUAGAUACGUGUAUUAAUGCCAGGCAGUAGAUACCAAGUAGUCCUUUGCUCACAGGUGGCAAUAAUUAUUUUCUUCUUGCUGUUUCACCGCCUUUUACUCUACUUAGUCUACUCUGCCUCCUACCAUGACAGAAUCUUCAAGCCCCGAAGAAUUUAGUUAAAUAAAAUUUGUGAAAGCAUUUUCUUAAUAUUUUUCUAUAAGCUGAAGUCUUUGCUUCACAAUUAUUACAAGGCAAUUCUCCAUUACGUUUAUGAACUGUGAUUUUUUUUCAUAUUGCCCUUCAAUUGGUAGAAGAAGAUUGCAAAGUCUCCGUUAUGCUUCCUGCACGCUAAAUCUAGUGAUAGCCCCACAUAGAUCUCAUCAUUGUUGCCGUUUUGUUUUGUAUUUUCAUCCUGAGUUUUUUCAACCUCCGAGUUUUAUUUUUCCUUGGAAACAGAGAGAAUAGGUUGUACGUGAACUACCAGCAUAAACUGGCUGAGAAAGAAAAAAUGAGACAAUUGUGUAUUAUGUAUGCACAGGUGGCAAAUUCAUGAGACCAGACCACGGAAAUGUCUAUGCCAGUCCGAAGCCUCUUCAGCCGAGGAUAAAAUGGUUGAUGAGGCAAAAGGAACGCAGGUUUCAGCUGUGCCACAUUCCCUGCUGCCUCUGUCUCCAUCGGCCACCGACCCCUCCCCCAGUCCUGCCCUGGAACCAAAGGAAAGAGGAACUCUGGGGAAAAUCCUCAAGUGGGAGGAUACAUGCCAAGGUCCCUGGGGGAAAACCCGUAUCUGACCCCUAAACUCCUUCCCUCUAAAGUAGGGAUAAUAUCAUUUUUCCUGUACCUUACCCUGGGAUUUAAUAGAUCAAACGAGAUGGUGCGUGUGCAAGUAAUUUGUAAAAUGUGAAGAGCUGUCUAAGAACAAGGUUGUGGUGGUGGUGGUAUGCUGUAGGGAGAAUUUUCUCCCUGUAUUUCCCUAAAAUUAUCAGAGCUUUCACAUAGUGCAAAAUAGAGCAGAGCAAGCUGCUCCAUCAGUAGCUAAUAUAUUUCAAACCUGAGUGUGUGGGCUGUUAUUAACUGUUAACCCCUGCCAUACUGUGGUCCAUACCAAAGCUGUGCCAACUGAAAGUGACAGUCCACUCAGCACAAACAGUGUUAAGCAAAUGUUGAAAGGGAACAAACGUGUGUGUGUGCUUAGUUCAUAGGUUUUAUAGCUUUCACGGACUAACCGAAGAUUGAUUGUAUCUUGAAGUUGGUCUCACAAAGGACAAGUUACGAAAUUUUGCCGUGAGUACAAGUCAAUCUUUGGCUCUUAGUUAGAGGUGAAGGUGGGAGUAUUUGAUCCAGUAAGUUGUAUGGAAUUUUGUUUUAUUUUAAAAUGAAAAUUAAGGCUCCUUUCGUGUGGGCUUUUUGUCCUUAACGUUAGGCUUUAGAUUAGACCAGCAGUUUUCAAAAUGUGGCCCAUGCACCUCUGGGAUUUCUUGAGACCCUUUGAGGGAGUCUGUGAGAUGGAAAUAUUUUCAUAAUAAUAUACAUAUACUCUUUGUCUUUUCACUCUAAUUCUCUCAAAAAGGAGUUGAAAAUGUAAAAUGAUGCCAUCUUCCCACAAAUAUUUCAUUCUGUUUUUAAAAAUACAGCUAUUUUUCACAAAACUCGUUAGCAUCUGAUGAGUUUAUUACUUUUAAACGAAUUAAUAUGUUUGUAAAUUUUGUUUUAUUUUCUAAUGUGGUAAAUAUUGAUAGCUAUAAACCUCAUAAACAAAAGCUCUUUGGCAUCCAGAUCCCCAAUAAAUCUAAAAAGUAUGAAGCGAUCCGGAAGCCAAAAGUUUGAGCAUUACAGGAUUAGACGAAGGAGCAGGAUACCCUCUUACUAGGUGUUCUUGCUACUUUAUUUUCCCUUUCAAACUCCUGAUCUGGGAUUUAAUGCUGCCCUUUAGAGAUGCUCAAAUUGCAAUAUCAGAAUGCAUGUUGAUCCUUGAACCAAAACCCAAAUGCUUGACCUGAUCAGUGACAACCACAUUUUAGACUGUUGGCCCAAGAAAACACUACUUCAUAAGUAAUAGGUGCAUUAUCCAUAGAUCUCCUGCUGGCUUUCGCGUGAUAAUGACAGAAUAAAAAAAAAAAAAAACACCACCACUUUCUUCAAGAAGCAUUAUCUUGGGUGUGUUUGUUUGGUUUUAAUUUGGUUUGGGUUUUCUAUUGAUUUGUGUUUUUUUUUUUUUUCAGCUUUUGGCCGGGGCCGGAUUUGAACCCGCCACCCCCGGCAUGUGAGGCUGGCGCCCUACUCCUUUGAGCCACAGGCACCGCCCAGGGGUUUUCUAUUUUUAAGAUCCCUUUUGCUACCCCAUCUGGUUUAUAAACUGAGUUUCUCAGCAUUUGUUACAAUUAAGGGGCUUGUCUAGAAUAAUAUAUAUUUUUUAUGCUUUUGCUUUUUGUACCUGGUUGAUAUUACAUUCACCUUUGAUUGUUUUUAAUAAAGGUUUAUUUUUGCAAAACUAUAUUUAGUACCUUUCUUAAGCAGUAACUGAAUUGAAUCCACUAGUCUGCUUUCAAAUAAGAGAAUAGGCUCAAUGGUCUUUGGCAGAAUGGUUUACAAGCCUUCACCUGCAGUAGUAGUAGUUGUGUCUGGAAUACUAGAACUGGCACUUCUCCUCUUCUAACACAAUAAUUUUAUUGUGUAGUGUAAUUAAAAUGAUUUAUUCUUUUCCUAUUGAGCAGUACAAAUAGAGAUGUUGUGUUUGUUUCAUGGCUAAUGAUGACUUCAAGAUCGGUGAUCUAAUCCAGUUUAACUGCGGAGGUCGAUUUAACUUGGUUCUGUGUAAAUAGUAUGUAUUUUAUGAUACUAUUUCACAUUUUUAAAUGCUUGGUUUACAUUAAAUUAUGGUAUUUAACUAUUUUUAUGUUUAUACUAGGUAGGGUCUUUCUUAUGUUUCUGUGUUUUUUGGUAUGCUAAAUAAAGCUAUUUUUAAACCCAAAA